GCUCGGUGCCCUUGGGCUCAAGAACGAUUCACAGUCAUUCAGAAUCGCGGCAACCGAUGCGCCAAACUAUGACGCCCUCCACUGCUUCUAUCCAGCUCUUUGCUACCCCAAAGCGCAACUCCCGCUUCCAGGUCAACGCCAAUGGAUCGCCAGUCCACAAACCCCCGGUUUCAAUAUUAAAAGAUGUUGUGAUGAAACAGAGGAUUCCGACACGGCAAUUGUCGCAGGCAUCUUCCCGAAAUUCCUCGGGAAGCAGCAACGGCAAUCCCUUCCAGUGGGAUCCAUCCCCGAUGCAGUCAGGCAAACCGUCCGCCCUUCAAAGAAGCCCCAAUGCGCGCAAAGGUCACAGGAGACAAAAUUGCGUAAGAAUAUCUCUUGACACACCCACGAUACUGGGUGGAAAUAGUCGCUCUCUGAGCCCGGUAAUGCAUGGGAUUCAGGAGGAAGCGUCCGAGUUCGAAGUCCCGAAGACCUGGUUUGCAUCGCCAGCACCAGCAUGCGCAUCGAGACCACUUCCAAGUCUUCCAGAUACAUCCACUUGUGAACCAAGGCUAAAUACGGCAACUUUGCGCACCUCACUGAUGCCGAGCUCUCCUACGCUGUCUCUAGCGAACUUUUUCCAGGAGCAAAACCGACUAUCCGGCCCGGCUGCGGGUUCGUCUUCGAUCCGCCCGUCGCCGCAAAAGCAUCUAUCAAAGAGUUAUACCGCUGCAGCAUCUCUGGGUACGAUCCCAGCUUUCCCCAGUCCGGUGCGAUCAUCGCAGGCACAGAGCAUUCUCACCCCGGCUCUGUCAGUGUCAAAGUCCUCAACGGAGAUUACCUCUAGCACUUCUUCCCCUGAUACUUCCGAUUUGAUAUCGAAAAACUCAAUCAGCCACGAGCCCCCACCUAAAAUCAAGCCAAGCCCAGACAAGACGUCUCCACGACGUUGCGUAGGUCGGAAGCUGGACACCGUUCAGUUCCAAGCAUUUGUUUCUACCACGCAGUCCAUGAACGAGAGUAAGCUCGAAACAAUGGACAUACUUAACAGGAACAUUUUCAAUCUUGCCAUUUUCGGACCCAGUCAUAGAACUCGUGGGGAAUCGCUGGUGGGCUCCUCACCUGCCUGUUCGCCCAAGUCGACACCACUACGGAAAGACAAGCAAGGAGUGCAAGUGCCCACGCCGCCCACAGUGGAGAAAGCGAGCGGAAAUGAAGUACCUCUUCCUGGAAGUCACAGUACUGCGAGUUUGUUGCCAAUAAAUGACGUGCUUGGCGACCCUCCUUUGGCGCAAAGUGUCCUCGCUCUCCGACGCAUGAACUCCGACGUAAACGAUCUCUGGCGCUCCGACCGACGAUACCGUCGCAUGAAACGCGAGGAAAGCCCGGCGCUGGAAGUGGAAAAAGCGGAACAAGAUACAGGGGCCAACUGGAUCGGUCCCGUCGAAAUCAACGAAGGUGCCACCAACGUGGCCGCUGGCAAGGAGAGACUCCUCGAGAUAAAAGAGGAAGAACCUUCCGACAACAUUCUGAUAGCGAAAGACCGUGCAACCGCUCUCUCGGAACUUACUUUCCCCGAUGCCUUGCGCAAAGCCACAAGCGAAGGCUCCGCCAUAGAGCGACGGCUGAAUCCCGCCGUUUUCGACUCCCAUCGACAAUCCAAACCCAUCCACCGCACCAUCUGGGAAGACGACAAGAGUUUCCGGCCGGGCAACCACCCACCCUCCGCCGAUUCUGUCGCCAUGCCCGUGCAAUGGCUGCGGAACCCGACCAAAUCCCCCCCGCACCUCCGACCCAUGGCCCGGCCCUCGCUCGCAAACCGAAAGUCCUCCGCCACGCCGGCGAAGCAGCCCAUCAGCCCGGAUCGUCGUGAGGCAAGCAAGGAAAACCAGCCGCCUAACGCGCCGAACGCACCUGUGGGCGGGGUGAGCAAGGAUUUAGAGCGGAGCGAGGUGGCGCGACGGCGGGAGAGGGAUCGGAUGAUCAAGCCGGUGUUUCAUGGCACGCCGAAGCGAUCUAGCUUGAUGCGAAAGAGCGCGAUGUUGACGGCUCUUACUCAGAUGGAGGGCGUAGAGGCAACGGAGAAGGAAGUGGGAACGCCGGGGAGUUUGUAUGAUAGAGAGGGGUUUCUGGUGUGCUGAAGCGCUGCUGUUAGGCGAUACCCAGCUCUGAGGUGCCUUGUAAACCAUGGAGUGGAGGAUUUCUAUUUGUGACUGGUACCAGUUUCAUAUAAUCCUGAUAAUGAGGUGCAAGGGUGUUGGAGGGCGUAAUGUGUAAUGGUGAAUGCUUGUGAAGCAUUGUAUUUCGGGUCUUUUGUCUGUACUACGUCUCCGAUGGGUGGAUGCGCAUCGAGGAGGCAAGACAAUACCCUACUCUUAUAAUACCCUUAGUAUAGUGGUUA
Eremomyces bilateralis CBS 781.70 is the source of this 2380-nucleotide messenger RNA. RefSeq lists its product as uncharacterized. The transcript has a single exon. The record is from RefSeq and is a predicted model, not a curated record. Lineage: Eukaryota; Fungi; Ascomycota; Dothideomycetes; Eremomycetales; Eremomycetaceae. Bases 69 to 2120 code for a protein of 683 amino acids.